CAAGGACUGUGUUAAGAAGCGCAUCCGGCCAGCGAGCUGUUCUGGUUUAGCAGUUUUUCAUUGUUGUCUUGGAUGACCUGUUGUUGGACCAUGGGCUCCCCGUCCUACUUCCCUGCGCGCUCCGUGCUGUUCCGGAAGGAAGCAAGUGGAGUGACAUAUCGUGUACCAGCCUUGAUCUUCCUGCCACGCUCCUCAUACUUCCUGGCCUUCUGUGAGGAGAGGCUGAGCCCUGCAGACUCCCAGGCCCACCUCCUCGUCAUGCGCAAAGGCACCUUCUACAGGAACUGCGUGGAGUGGGAAGACAUGCGAGUCCUGAGCACAGCCUGUCUGAAAGGCCAUCGCUCGAUGAACCCGUGUCCGGUCUAUGACGCGUUCACAGGAACGCUCUUCCUCUUCUUCAUCGCCGUCCUCGGUCACACCAGCGAGGCGUACCAGCUGGUGACGGGCAAGAACGUGACCAGACUCUGCUAUGUGUUCAGUGAUGACCACGGGGAAACCUGGAGUCCAGCUGUUGACCUCACUCAGAAAGUUAUAGGAGACACAAUUAAAGAGUGGGCAACCUUUGCUCUUGGUCCAGGCCAUGGGAUCCAGCUGAAGUCUGGCCGUCUGUUGAUCCCAGCCUAUGCCUACCACAUCGACUGCAAAGAGUGCUUCAACAAGGUGUGCACAACCACGCCCCACUCCUUCUGUUUCCACAGCGACACGCAUGGGAGGGUGUGGCGCUUUGGGGAGGCGGUCCCAGGGCCCGAAUGCGUGGAGUGUCAGAUGGUGUCCGUGGAUGAAGAAGACGGGACCAACAUACUCUACUGUAAUGCCCGCAGUACUCUAGGAUGCCGUGUGCAGGCCUUGAGUUUCGAUGAUGGAGCUAUGUUCCAGGAUGGCCAACUGGUCCAAAAGCUUGUGGAGCCGAGAAAUGGUUGCCAUGGUAGUGUGGUUGGCUUUCCGGCACCUUUGCUUGUCCUACAGAACUCCCCCAAGCUUCUCAGGUGGAUAGCUUCCACUGUUGGCCCACCUUCGGCUACUUCUGUUUCUAUAAAAGAUCCCUCCCAGAACUUUCUGACACCUACGUGGGUGGUAUACGCGCACCCGACUGGUCCUGGUAGACAUGAUCUGGGCUUGUAUCUGAACAUUCGGCCCCGGGACCCAGACAGCUGGACAGGGCCAUGGGUUAUCUACGAGGGGCCCAGUGCCUACUCAGACCUGGCCUACCUGGAGCUCCAGUCUGAUGGGACCCCACCAGUCACUGUGUUCGCCUGCUUGUUUGAGAACGGCACAAGGACGGCCUAUGAUGAGAUUUCCUUCUGCAUUUUCACCUUAUUUGAGCUCAUUGACAACAUUCCUCGCAACAAACCACACCUGAGUGGUGUGAUGUCGAGAAAUAGGACCAGGAAGAAGAGGAGGAGAAUGUGUGAUCUCUGCAGGGUAUGCUAAUGAAGCAUGAGGACGCAAAAGACUUUGCUUAGACAUCCAAACUCAUGUUCAGAUACCACCUCGCUGACUUUUGAACAGUACUGUAAACAUUUAAUCUAAUAGAUCUAAAUAGAUCUAUUGGUGUAUAGUAGAGAUCUGAUUAUUAAUACCCGCCCGAUUUAACCAUUUAUAACGUCCACCUGAGCCUGAAAAAUCGGUCCCACCCCCGCCCGCAAAACCUACACUUCCAGAAAUACAGGUAGUAAGCUGUCACUGGGCCAGUACCCCUCUUGUCACUGGGGUGGGACCCUCAAGGGUACAUCUCAGUACCUUUAGUUAGGGAAUAUAACUGUGUCAUAAUCGAUUAAAAUGAUAUUUCUUAGCUGUAUUUACUCCACACACCCUGUCUCAUCUCCAGGACUUUUAUUUUAUUGUUCUGUUUUAAAAUAUUUGGUUAUGAAAAGGUACAAAUACGAAUUUUCAUCUGGAACAACGUAUUUAAGGUACCUUGACGAAUAAAAAAUGUACCUGCACUGAA
Molecule: messenger RNA, 1948 nt
Organism: Pygocentrus nattereri (red-bellied piranha)
Lineage: Eukaryota; Metazoa; Chordata; Actinopteri; Characiformes; Serrasalmidae
Gene: neu4
Product: sialidase 4
Exons: 4
Coding region: 73-1431 (452 amino acids)
Biological process (GO): oligosaccharide catabolic process; ganglioside catabolic process
Cellular component (GO): membrane; cytoplasm; lysosome
Molecular function (GO): exo-alpha-sialidase activity
Source: RefSeq, a predicted model, not a curated record